Messenger RNA from Enhydra lutris kenyoni (northern sea otter), 348 nucleotides. Lineage: Eukaryota; Metazoa; Chordata; Mammalia; Carnivora; Mustelidae. The record is from the annotation of a RefSeq genome assembly.
AUAAACAUAAUACUGACCCUACUCACUAACAUAUCGCUAGCAUCUCUACUCAUCCUAAUCGCAUUCUGACUACCCCAACUAAAUAUCUACAUAGAAAAAGCAAGUCCAUAUGAAUGCGGUUUUGACCCACUAGGAUCAGCACGUCUGCCUUUCUCUAUAAAAUUCUUCCUAGUAGCCAUCACAUUCUUACUGUUUGACUUAGAAAUCGCAUUACUUCUCCCAUUACCAUGAGCCUCACAAUCAAACAACCUAGAAACGACACUCAUUACAGCACUAACAUUAAUUUCCAUCCUAGCCGUAAGCUUAGCCUACGAGUGGACCGAAGAAGGCUUAGAAUGGAAUGAAUAA